Molecule: messenger RNA, 2480 nt
Organism: Varanus komodoensis (Komodo dragon)
Lineage: Eukaryota; Metazoa; Chordata; Lepidosauria; Squamata; Varanidae
Gene: MGLL
Product: monoglyceride lipase
Exons: 8
Coding region: 225-1154 (309 amino acids)
Cellular component (GO): membrane
Molecular function (GO): lipase activity
Source: RefSeq, a predicted model, not a curated record
AGCACAGGAGCUUGCAAAGGCGGAGUGAGAAGUCGGUUACUGCCAGUAGAGGCUAAGCGAAGCUGCCUUUUUGCAACGGUGAAGAAUUGAUUCUAGGCACUAGGGGGGAGCUGGAUGUUAGGCAGGGUGUUCCUGCUGCUCAUCGGCGACGUGCAAAGCGCUUUUUCUGAUUGCAGUUGACUUGCAAUGCAGGCUUCUCUUUGGAAUGCAAAACCGUGCACAGGAUGAAAUCAGGUCACUCUUCCAGAAUGCCAGAGGAAAGUUCCCCACGGAGGACUCCCCAGAAUGUCCCGUAUCAGGACCUGCCUCAUUUGGUCAAUGCCGAUGGUCAGCACCUUUUCUGCAGAUACUGGAAGCCAGCUGCCAGUCCAAGGGGGCUGGUGUUUGUUGCUCAUGGUGCUGGAGAACACUGCUGUCGCUAUGAUGACCUGGCCCAGAUGCUGACAGGAAUCAACUUUUUUGUAUUUGCUCAUGACCAUGUUGGCCAUGGGCAGAGUGAAGGAGACCGUAUGGUCGUGUCAGACUUCCACGUGUUUGUCAGAGACAGCUUGCAGCACAUUGACCUCAUGAAGAAAGAUCAUCCAGGCCUCCCCGUGUUCCUUCUUGGGCACUCUAUGGGAGGAGCCAUCGCCAUUCUCACCGCAUGUGAAAGACCAAAUGAAUUUUCAGGCAUGAUAUUAAUUUCUCCUUUAGUCGUUGCAAGCCCAGAUGUAGCAACACCAAUCAAGGUUUUUGCAGCUAAAGUACUUAACUUCGUCUUGCCAAAUCUAACUCUGGGAUCCAUUGACCCAAAUGUUGUUUCCCGGAACAAGAAAGAGGUUGAGUCUUACAACUCAGAUCCACUGGUCUACCAUGGUGGUAUGAAAGUCUCCUUUGUCAUCCAGCUGCUGAACGCCAUUGCCAAAAUAGAGCGCUCUCUCCCCAAACUGACUCUUCCCAUCCUGGUGCUCCAUGGCUCACCUGACAAGCUCUGUGAUAUCAAAGGCUCCUAUUUGCUAAUGGAUACUGCAACAAGUCAAGAUAAAACACUCAAGGUGUAUGACGAGGCUUAUCAUGCUCUGCACAAAGAGCUUCCUGAAGUAACUGCUUCUGUUCUUAAGGAAAUACAAACGUGGAUUGGUCAGAAACUCUCAGCAGCAGAAGAAGCCCACUGAUCUUAAGAAAAGCAACUCUGAGAUCUUCUUAAAUGGUGGCUGGGAUAUUCUGGGAGGGAAGUUUUUAUUUAUUUAUUCUUUCUUUGCAACCUCUCUUUGGGAGGAGAAAAUCUCUUAAAGGGACUCCUGAAAUACAUUGUUUUUAAACAGAAAUUCCUGAGGUAUGAGGAAGGGGUUACCUUGCAGCCAUUUAAAGGUUAUAAGAGCUAGAGAAAGAAUCAGUCCAGAUUUCCCACCAAGAGUGCUGCAUUAAGGGACUUCUUUGAAUCCCUCCCAAAAUCCAGAGCACUUACUACCCCUGUUCUUUGUUUUCCAAGGAGUUCCUGAGGUGCUGAAGUAAUUUUUUUAUACUGCAAUAAUCUUCAGAAUGUUUUAAAGUUUGGCAACUUCUGUGUCAUUCGGUUUCUAUUUUUGCCAGAUUACAGUUCCUCUCUCCUGUACUUUCAAGACUACAAACAGUACAAGAAAGUCUUUGCCAUGUGGAGAUGGAAUUAGGAAGGAAGCUGGGUUCACAGUGGAGCCUUUUUAUGUGCGAACUCCAAACCUGGUGAUGUUUAUGACAGGGCCUGGUCAGGCCAAAGAGGCACUUGGCCUACAAGCCUUCAGGGGCCAAAGAGAGGAGUACCCAUUGGGGCGCAGUACCAGCACAAUCAGCUUUGCACUCUGGAAUGACAAGGCACAGAGCCAUUCAAUAUCAGCCCCAGAUUUGACACCACCAAGGAGCAGGCAUAAUGUAGAAUAGUGUAUCUAGAAGUCUAGGCAUACUAAAGAGAUGUUGCUGCUUCCAGAAACCAAAUCUUGCUUCAAUACGAGAACUGUAAAUACUCGUAGGGGCUGCUUUUUUGUUACGUGUGUUACUGAUAAUUUAAGCUGUAAAGUCAAAGUUAUAUUUAAAGAGAAAUAUUAAAUAUAAUAUAUAACGUUUCUGUAGGUUGCUCAGAGGUAUAUGGAGGUGGGGAAAGAAGGGAGUAAGGCAUGGACUAGCUCUGCAGGUCGCAGUCUCUGCCUGAUAGCCCUUAGGGACAGCCAUGCUGAAAUGGAAUGCAGCUGUCAUGUGACAACCAGGGAAUAGCCAGGUAUUGUUUUCCAUAAUUGUGGCACUCCUCCUCCUGGGCUUAAUUCGGAAGGAAACUCAGAAGCUGCUCACCUCUUUGAGGCUAUUCCUUUAUUUUUGCCCAUGGUUGGAAGCCAAUACAGGGAGCAAGACAAAGAAGCCAAAGUAAUGGAAUACUCAGCAAAAAUACAUAAGGGGCUCCUAGGUUAGCCAAAGGACUGGCUUACUCUCAAACGUUUGUUGCUGUGGGACCUUGGAAGCUUCAGCACUAG